AUAAAUUUCUAACUCCAUUCCAUUAUUUUCUCCUAGGGUUUCAGGACCACCGCCAAGAUGCAGAUCUUCGUCAAAACCCUAACUGGGAAGACCAUCACUCUCGAGGUCGAGAGCAGCGACACCAUCGACAACGUCAAGGCCAAGAUCCAGGACAAAGAAGGGAUCCCUCCGGAUCAGCAGAGGCUCAUCUUUGCAGGGAAGCAGCUCGAGGAUGGGAGGACUCUCGCUGAUUACAACAUCCAGAAGGAGUCCACAUUGCAUUUGGUGCUGAGGCUGAGGGGUGGCAUCAUUGAGCCCUCUCUUAUGGCUCUUGCGAGGAAGUAUAAUCAAGAUAAGAUGAUCUGCAGGAAGUGCUAUGCAAGGCUUCAUCCCAGGGCUGUUAACUGCCGAAAGAAGAAGUGUGGUCACAGCAACCAGUUGAGGCCCAAGAAGAAGAUCAAGUAGACUAAUUAUCUGCUUGUUUGCCUUUUUUUCAGUCUGUUACUGCUGCUUUAGUUCACCUGUUAUAUGCCUUUUGCAUAACAAAGUAACUGCUGUUUUUCCAGUGAUGUUGAACAAUAACUUUUGCUUGUAUUAUCAGAUUAUAUUAGCUCUUUUGGUCUUUUGAGUUUUAUAUUACAUUUUAUUUGCAGAGAUUAUGGGUUAGUAAGAUAAAACUUUUACA
Asparagus officinalis (garden asparagus) is the source of this 664-nucleotide messenger RNA. RefSeq names its product ubiquitin-60S ribosomal protein L40. Gene Ontology annotation, biological process: modification-dependent protein catabolic process; protein ubiquitination; translation. NCBI's taxonomy places the organism in Eukaryota, Viridiplantae, Streptophyta, Magnoliopsida, Asparagales, Asparagaceae. The transcript is spliced from 5 exons. Gene Ontology annotation, molecular function: structural constituent of ribosome; protein tag activity; ubiquitin protein ligase binding. Bases 58 to 444 code for a protein of 128 amino acids. The record is from RefSeq and is a predicted model, not a curated record. Gene Ontology annotation, cellular component: ribosome; nucleus; cytoplasm.